AUGAACUGCCCCUCGCGGACCGACGAGACCCUCGACCAUCCCGGCUGGAACCAGAACCCGCCGUCUCUGAGCCCGGACACCACCACACGCCAGGACUUCAAUGGCAUCACCAAUUCCCGCGUCCACCGCAAGCAUGCAGCGAGCACAGGCAGCACAGCGGGCGAGGACACAAUGGCGAUAGAUCCAUGGCCACACAUACAGGACGAAGACCCCGCCAUCGAGAAGAUCCGCGACGGCGAAGUGGUCGCUGCUGUCGCCUCGGGGUGUCAACAACCACCCUCGAGGUCCAGCGGGUCACCACCUCGCCGUCCCUUUGGAACCUUUCUCUCAGAUUCUGCUCUGCACUGCGCCCGCAGCGUCGCCAAAUUCGGCCGCUUCCUCGGGCCCGGGUUUCUGAUUGCUGUUGCCUAUAUCGAUCCCGGAAAUUAUGCCACGGAUGUUGCGGCCGGCGCAGACUUCAAAUAUGCUUUGCUAUUUAUUGUGCUCUUGUCCAAUCUCUUCGCGAUCCUUCUUCAAUCCCUGUGCAUCAGACUGGGUUCUGUCACCGGCCUCAACUUGGCGGAGAACUGCCGGCAGCAUCUUCCGCGAUGGCUGACGAUUAUCUUGUACGUCUUUUCAGAGGCGGCAAUUGUGGCCACUGAUAUUGCGGAGGUGGUCGGAUCGGCCAUCGCGCUGAACCUGCUCUUAAAAAUCCCGCUGGUGGCCGGAUGCGCCAUUACCCUGGCGGAUGUUUUGUUUCUGCUACUCUUCUAUCGACCCAAUGGACCGAUGUGGGGGCUCCGCUUGUUCGAGUUCUUUGUCAUGGCUCUUGUGAUCGGGGUUGUCAUAUGCUUUUGCAUUCAACUAUCUCUGAUCAAGGACCAGUCCGUCGGGGAAGUCUUCCGGGGCUAUUUACCAUCACCGGUCAUCGUACAGUCAAAUGGUCUAUACCAAAGUUGCGGCAUUCUUGGUGCCACCGUGAUGCCGCAUUCUCUAUUCCUCGGAAGCGGCGUGGUCCAGUCACGCCUGAAAGACUUCGACGUUACUGCGGGAUAUGUCGACGCCACAGUGCCGCUGGGAAGUACCGGCGGCGAGGUGGAGUAUCGGCCAUCGAUCCAUGCAAUCCGUGGCUGCAUGAAAUACUCGAUCAUCGAACUGAGCUUAUCACUAUUUACCUUUGCGCUGUUUGUCAACAGCGCUAUCCUCAUUGUGGCGGGCGCUUCACUGCAUGGUGUGGCUGGCAGCGGCAACGCCGACCUCUUUGGAAUACACCGACUUCUCUCUCAGUCGAUUGCCCCGGCCGCUGGCCUCAUCUUUGCCUUGGCCCUACUCCUGUCGGGAAUCUCUGCGGGCAUUGUCUGCACCAUGGCGGGCCAGAUGGUCAGCGAGGGAAUGCUGAACUGGAGCAUUAAACCCUGGAUGCGACGACUCAUCACCCGGUCUAUCAGCAUUGUCCCCAGCAUCAUUAUCGCUGGCGCUGUUGGCAAAGACGGGCUGGACAAGACUCUGACGGCUAGUCAGGUUGUCCUGAGUAUCAUCUUGCCAUUUGUCUCAGCGCCGCUCAUCUACUUUACCUGCCUCAAUCGGUACAUGACGGUGCCGGCCGAACAAACCACUGACAGCGAGGGCGAGGUGCACGGGGGACAAGUUCCCAUGCGGAACAGCCUGUUCGUCUCGGUGGUCGCCGUACUGGUGUGGGUGUUGAUUGUCAUUAUGAAUAUUGCAUUGCUGGUGUUACUGGGGUUGGGUGAGACAUCCUAG
Penicillium lagena is the source of this 1740-nucleotide messenger RNA. Its product is annotated as NRAMP family metal ion transporter. Gene Ontology annotation, biological process: intracellular manganese ion homeostasis; iron ion transport. Bases 1 to 1740 code for a protein of 579 amino acids. NCBI's taxonomy places the organism in Eukaryota, Fungi, Ascomycota, Eurotiomycetes, Eurotiales, Aspergillaceae. The record is from RefSeq and is a predicted model, not a curated record. Gene Ontology annotation, molecular function: cadmium ion transmembrane transporter activity; manganese ion transmembrane transporter activity. The transcript is spliced from 3 exons. Gene Ontology annotation, cellular component: membrane.